AUGUUAUUGAUUUAUUACGGUUUUAGUGGCUUUGAUUUUGGAGGUGGAGGAGAUUAUGGAGGUGGAUUUGAUUUUGGAGGUGGAGGAGAUUAUGGAGGUGGAUUUGAUUUUGGAGGUGGAGGAGAUUAUGGAGGUGGAUUUGAUUUUGGAGGUGGAGGAGAUUAUGGAGGUGGUGUAUCUUAUGACGGAGGUUAUGAUGACAGUACAGGCGACGAUUUUGGAGACACAGACAGCAGUUAUAUUCCUGAUUACACGGCAAAUGACGGCGGCGACGUAAUAUACGAUGGCCAAAACUUUGACGAUGGUGUCGAUCAAACUGAUGACAUUUCUGAUCAAACCGAUGUCAUUGACGAUCAAACUGAUGACAUUUCCGAUCAAACCGAUGACAUUUCCGAUCAAACCGAUGUCACUGAUGAUCAAACCGAUGAUAUUUCCGAUCAAACCGACAUUGACGAUCAAACUGAUGAAAAUGGCGAUGAAACCGAUGACAACAGCGAUCAAACCGAUGACAUCGGCGAUGACACCGACGAAAAUGGCGAUGAAACGGAUGAAAAUGGCGAUGAAACCGAUGACAACGCCGAUGACACCGAUGAAAAUGGUGACACCACAGACGGAUAUAGUGACUCCACUGGAUAUGGUGAAUCAACUGGGUUUAGUGACACAAUUGGGAGCUUCGGAACAACGUUCUCAGGUCCAUCUGAAACCUGGUCGGAUGUCCCGUCUACACCAUCCGGCCCCACCUCGACACCUGGCGCAGGGGACAAUAAGUCCAACAGUGGCAAGACGGGUGGAAAUGGGGGCGGCAAAAGUGGGGGCGGUAAAAUGGGGGGCGGCAAACCAGGCAGUGGAGGAAGGAAACCUAACACGUCGGGCAAAAAGCCACCAGCCAGGUGGAGCGCAGUCAAAUCAUACAACUACAGUUCUCCUAACGGGGCUUCCAUUGCCGUCAGUAUGUUUUACCAACAAGGCACCUGGCGGCUAGAUGGAGACUACGCCUUUCUACAGUCGAAAGUUCGAUAA
Molecule: messenger RNA, 1020 nt
Organism: Physella acuta
Lineage: Eukaryota; Metazoa; Mollusca; Gastropoda; Physidae
Product: germ cell nuclear acidic protein-like
Source: RefSeq, a predicted model, not a curated record